UUUGCUACAUUACAGGGAGUGUAACACUGAAGCUGCUACAUCGGGGAGACAACAUGUGGCGAGUCGCUGUCUCCCUGCUCCUGGUUGGUUACUUCCAGCGGGGUCUGUCGCAGCAGGUGGAGUGUAGACAGAACUUCAAGCUGACUAGCGUGUGCGCCUGCCCUGGUGCCUGCCUGGGCCCUCCGGUCACCUGCACCAUGAAAGACGCCUGCAGCUGCGAGAUGAGUGACGGGACAGGUGACGUCAACCUGCACCCGCUGGACAACCCCUGGGCGCCGCUCAGGUCCAGUCACCUGGGGCCGGAGCUUGGCCGCAACUUCACCUACUACUACAACCCCUGCUCCGGAAUAUACUUCGCCAACACGCCUUGCAGGAAUGUAUCCAGCUGCCAGGUUGACACAGAAGCUUCGCCCCAGAUAUUCUACCCCCUGGGUCACGUGGCCCCGGCGUCUGAACUUGCGAAGGACGAGCUAGGGAACUUGGUCCUCAAGUACACAGGUGGAGCCGAUGGCCGCCAGUUUGACGUUACCCUGAUCUGCGAUGAACAGCAGCAUGUCCCAGAAUUCACCGCGCUGGGGGAGGUCACGGAGCACUACUACAAGAUGACCCUGAGGACCCAUUGCGCAUGCCCAGGACUGUGCAAAGAUGACCCAAUAGCACGCAAAACUCGCUAUCUGAAAUGGAAGUCCUUCCACCCUGACUAAAAUGUGUUUUCUUUUCCAAUGCUACAAAAAAAGGAAGAUCGAGCUUCACAGACGUCAAAAAAGUAUGAAAUAUUUGCUGCUGUUAGAGAGAGCCGCGCAAAGCAUUUCGAUAACGUUUUCUCUGGUUACUAUUCAGCCACAUGUUUUUACUACAAAGCUUGUGCACUUCUAUUAAGAUACCAUGUUUGAUGUUGUCUGCCAAUAUAAGGUACCAAGAUGUGCGACUUUUUGAUAAGCGACAUGAUUUUGCAGUCCAGAGAGAGAGAGUUAGAUGCGGAUCGACUCUGACACUUUUUCUGGCAUGAAAUUGGCGACAUGUAUUGUCAUAUAGACCAGGUGUUUUU
Branchiostoma belcheri (Belcher's lancelet) is the source of this 1048-nucleotide messenger RNA. RefSeq lists its product as uncharacterized. The transcript has 4 exons. Gene Ontology annotation, cellular component: trans-Golgi network. Lineage: Eukaryota; Metazoa; Chordata; Leptocardii; Amphioxiformes; Branchiostomatidae. Bases 54 to 704 code for a protein of 216 amino acids. The record is from RefSeq and is a predicted model, not a curated record.